Molecule: messenger RNA, 3075 nt
Organism: Entelurus aequoreus (snake pipefish)
Lineage: Eukaryota; Metazoa; Chordata; Actinopteri; Syngnathiformes; Syngnathidae
Product: proton-coupled amino acid transporter 1-like
Exons: 4
Biological process (GO): proline transmembrane transport; L-alanine transport; proton transmembrane transport
Cellular component (GO): vacuolar membrane
Molecular function (GO): L-proline transmembrane transporter activity; amino acid:proton symporter activity; L-alanine transmembrane transporter activity
Source: RefSeq, a predicted model, not a curated record
CUUCUCCAGCACAUCAAAGACCCCAUCAACCUGCCAAGUGUGGGCCGGGCCAAAGACUACCCGCUCUUCUUUGGGACGGCCAUCUUCGCCUUUGAAGGGAUUGGAGUGGUUCUUCCCUUGGAGAACAAGAUGCACAAGCCCCAGAGUUUCCCCCUGGUUCUUUACCUGGGAAUGGGUAUCGUCACCUUCCUCUACAUCAGCCUGGGCACCGUCGGGUAUUUGUGCUUUGGCGCGGACAUCGGCGGCAGUAUCACCCUCAACCUGCCCAACUGCUGGACCUACCAGGGCGUCAAGCUUCUCUACUGCUUUGGCAUCUUCAUCACCUUCGCCCUGCAGUUCUACGUUCCUGCGGAGAUCCUCAUCCCGCCGCUCGUGGCUCGGGUGUCCGAGAGGUGGGGGACGGCCGUGGACCUGCUGCUCCGCACAGUCCUGGUCCUCUUCACAUGCGCUCUGGCCAUCCUGGUCCCGGAGCUGGACUUGGUGAUCUCGCUGGUGGGCUCGGUCAGCAGCAGCUUCCUGGCGCUCAUCUUCCCGCCCAUCCUGCAGAUCCUGACCCUGCACGGCGAGGGCCUGUCGCCGCCCUCCAUCGCCAAGAACCUGUUCAUCAGCCUGCUGGGCCUGGUGGGCUUCCUGGCGGGGACCUACGUGGCCGUGGAGCAGAUCGUCGCCCGCAACGCCCUCAAGCGGGAGGAGACGCUGGCCGCCUUCGCGCUCCAAUGAUGGCGCGUCGUGCCCGGCAGGACCGAUUACCUUUUUCCGGACCCGUGUUUUUAGUCAUGGGCGUGGCCAUCGUGUCUGUUGUCAUACACUGCUCAGUCCUUCAGGUAGGUGCUCGCUCCCCUUUGACUGCGGAGUCAAACUACCUCAACGGUCUUACUGACGACACGUUAACCUACCGCCCUAACUUCUCCUACCAGUUCCCCCCCGCCCCCGAUGGACGUUUCAGUUGCACUUUGAUGGAAUGCCUUACGCGGUGAAACCUUCUUUCUCGCCAGCUCUGUAGAAGUCGACCAGAAAAGUCUUUGGCUGUGUCUCAUUUGGCACGCUUGCACACUUCCACUUAGUCCCACCAGGGCUUUCGUGUGUUCACACAUCUUGGCUAACUAGACUGGUUAGCAGUGAAAUAUUGCCAUCGUCAUUCCCAGUACCAACUAUAAGCCGCCACUUUUCUCCUACACUUUGAACCCUGCGGCUUAUAAAACGGUUCGGCUGAAUUAUGGAUUUUCCUUUACUGACCGUUUGAAAAAGACGAGCCAACACUUAAAAGGUGCUGCACCGCUCUUCUGUCCAGACGGAGCUUCGAACCGGAAGUGCAAGUGCCAUUCCCUUCGUCUAGCCGUCCGUAGCGAAUCUACUCGGAGGGAUUCUGCAUUCAUCACUGACGAGGCUAAUUGAUAGCAGCCUGUGAACUUCCUAAAAGUCCACAAAUUAGGCGCAGCAUUGUAUGAAGCCCAGACCCGGAAUUGCGGUCGAUACAUUUGUACAAAAUAAAAACGGUUAGCAUUUUCGAUUGCAUCGUCGACAAACGAGAUUCAAGAUACCGUAAAUUCCAAGCUAUAAGCCUCUACUUUUUUCCUACGCUUUGAACCCUGCGGCUUAUAAAACAUAUACACUGAAGAGGUGUGUCAUUGUUUGUGGUGUGGCGCCACCUUUUGGAUGAGUUUGCUCACUACGGGUGCUGCAGAACCCUUCUUUUUCGAGGCUUGAAAUGGAAAGUAGAAGUGGCGUUCCGUCUUCCGGCCGUCCAUCGCGUUACUACACAUCUGGAUUCUUCAGUCAUCGCCCCAAGCAACAAUUGUACGUUUUACAAUAUAACUAAAACAAUUAUUACUUACUAAAGCGUCCCGUGUUUGAUGUCUGUAGGAGUGUUUUCACGCUUAUUUCUACGUGCUAUUACAAUGUGAUCAAGCUAGCGUCAUUCGCAUUAGCUAACAUGCUCAUGCGUGUCUGUGUUAGUGUUAUUAACUUACAACGGCAUUCUUUUUGUAUUGAUUCACUUUCACAAAUUCCUCAGUAAACUCACCAAAACGUCACCGUGGAGUUAUUGAGUCUGUUUAGCUGAUUGGAGAGCUAGCUUGCGCAGCUAGUGGGUCCAUGACCACGACUUCUGUUUUGUAUGAUCAGCCGUUUUACUGCCGUGUUGCGUACACAAUGAAGGUAUGUAAAUAAACAUUUCCAUGUAAAUAUCUCAUUUCACAACGUAUAUAUCUGCGACUUAUAUAUGGAAUACAUGUUUUUCCGACAGUGAAUAAUCAGGGGCGGCACGACCCGGGCCUUCAGGAACUAAGUAGACGGUGUCUUUGUUUAAGUGUACUAUUUGCGACACAGCCCCCGGCGUCUUGUUACAUGGCCUUUUCACCACAGACAUAAGGAAAAUAAACGGAAUUUGUCACGAGCAGUUCAAGUUUUGAAGGUUUUGUCACAAUUAAAGGGGAAGUGCCCUUUUUUUGGGGGGAAUUUUGCCUAUCACUCACAAUCCUUAUGUAAGACAAGAACACAUGUUUUAGUUUUUUUAUGCAUUCUAAAUUGUAAAUAAAUGCGCGCAAAAGUCAGCUAGCAAUGGAGCUAAUGCGCCUAUAAAACGUUCUAAAACAUCCAUCAAGGUUUUAUAUACACGCUGUAAGUAUAUAUCUAAUGUAGUAACAUUCAUAAUAACAUGUAAUAUAUACAUGAUGUAAGUAUAUAUGUAGUAUCUAGUAACAUUCAUAAUAACAUGUAAUAUAUACAUGAUGUAAGUAUAUAUGUCAUGUAGUAACAUUCAUUAUAACAUGUAAUAUAUACAUGAUGUAAGUAUAUAUGUCAUGUAGUAACAUUCAUAAUAACAUGUAAUAUAUACAUGAUGUAAGUAUAUAUGUAGUAUCUAGUAACAUUCAUAAUAAUAUGUAAUAUAUACAUGAUGUAAGUAUAUAUGUAGUAUCUAGUAACAUUCAUAAUAACAUGUAAUAUAUACAUGAUGUAAGUAUAUAUGUAGUAUCUAGUAACAUUCAUAAUAACAUGUAAUAUAUACAUGAUGUAAGUAUAUAUGUCGUGUAGUAACAUUCAUAAUAACAUGUAAUAUAUACAUGAUGUAAGUAU